Argentina anserina (silverweed cinquefoil) is the source of this 3283-nucleotide messenger RNA. RefSeq names its product subtilisin-like protease SBT6.1. Gene Ontology annotation, molecular function: serine-type endopeptidase activity. Bases 100 to 3183 code for a protein of 1027 amino acids. Lineage: Eukaryota; Viridiplantae; Streptophyta; Magnoliopsida; Rosales; Rosaceae. Gene Ontology annotation, biological process: proteolysis. The record is from RefSeq and is a predicted model, not a curated record. The transcript has 10 exons. Gene Ontology annotation, cellular component: Golgi apparatus.
GCUACAUUUCACCGGAAAGACUCGCACUUUUCUUUUCUCCGAUGCGAAUUUUCCCGCCAAAUCUAUGAAGCCCCGGCGCCAAUUAUCUACCUAGCCGCUAUGACCGCUCCUCUGACCUCCACGUCAUCACUCUCCCUCCUCGUCAUCAUCGUCGCCGUCGCCUUCGCUCUCCUCCAUUUCAAGCCUCACCGUAAUCCCCCAACCCUAACCCUAGAUCGUCACCGGAACAACUACGUCGUCCGAUUCGUGGAGUACAGGAGGUGGGAGGAUCACCGGGAGUAUCUGAAAUCGGGCGUCCCGGCGGAGGGAUGGGACUGGAUCGAGAGGAACAAUCCGGCGAAGGAUUACCCGACGGAUUUCGGAGUGGUGUGGAUUGAAGAAGGAGUGAGGGAGCUGGUGAUCGGAGAGAUUGGGAAACUGGGGAGGGUAAAGGAUGUGAAUGCUGACGUCAGGUACGGGAGGGGUUUGCUGAGUGAGGAGAAGAGAGAGAAGGUUGGGGCGUUUGUGGAUGGGGAGAAGCGGCCGGGGAAGAUUUUGACGGCGAUGUCGUUUAGUGAAGACGGUGGGGGAAGUAAUGGCUCUGUGAGCUGGAAGAGGGAGCUCUUGGCUGAGAGAUCUCAAAUAACUUCAUUGUUUGGAGCGGAGUCUCUUUGGACCAAAGGGUAUACCGGUGCAAAAGUGAAAAUGGCCAUAUUUGACACUGGUAUUCGAGCGAAUCACCCACACUUUCGAAAUAUUAAGGAGCGGACAAACUGGACAAAUGAGGAUACAUUAAACGAUAAUCUUGGACAUGGGACAUUUGUUGCUGGUGUUAUUGCUGGUGUAGAUGCAGAGUGUCUUGGAUUUGCUCCUGAUACAGAGAUAUAUGCCUUUCGUGUGUUUACAGAUGCACAGGUAUCGUACACAUCAUGGUUCCUUGAUGCAUUCAACUAUGCCAUUGCGACCAAUAUGGAUGUUCUGAACUUGAGCAUAGGUGGACCUGAUUACUUGGACCUCCCAUUUGUGGAGAAGGUCUGGGAAAUAACAGCAAACAACAUUAUUAUGGUUUCAGCAAUUGGAAAUGAUGGACCACUUUAUGGGACUUUAAAUAAUCCAGCAGACCAAAGUGAUGUUAUUGGUGUUGGUGGCAUUGACUACAGUGAUCACAUUGCUUCUUUUUCGUCACGAGGCAUGAGUACUUGGGAGAUGCCUCAUGGGUACGGCCGUGUUAAGCCAGAUGUCGUUGCAUAUGGACGGGACAUUAUGGGAUCCAAGAUCAGUACCGGCUGUAAAAGCUUAUCUGGCACUAGUGUGGCAAGUCCUGUGGUUGCUGGUAUGGUAUGUCUGCUUGUGAGUGUUAUCCCUGAAAGCAGUAGGAAAGAUACUUUAAACCCAGCAAGCAUGAAACAAGCAUUGGUAGAAGGUGCUGCAAAACUUGGUGGUCCUAAUAUGUAUGAACAGGGUGCAGGGAGGGUUGAUCUGUUAGAAUCAUACGAAAUCUUGAAGAAUUACAAACCUCAUGCCAGCAUCUUCCCUAAUAUUCUUGAUUAUACAGACUGCCCCUACUCUUGGCCCUUCUGUCGUCAGCCACUUUAUGCAGGUGCCAUGCCUGUUAUCUUCAAUGCUACCAUUCUAAAUGGAAUGGGUGUAAUUGGCUAUGUUAAAAGUCCACCAACCUGGCAGCCUUCAGAUGAAGUAGGGAAUCUUCUAAGCAUUCACUUUACUUAUUCUAAGGUUAUCUGGCCAUGGACUGGUUAUUUAGCGCUUCACAUGCAAAUUAAGGAAGAAGGGGCAAAGUUUUCAGGAGAGAUUAGCGGCAAUGUUAGUCUUAGGGUAUACAGUCCUCCAUCUCCAGGAGAAAAGAAUCUUCGGAUUAGCACUUGUGUGCUUCAGUUAAAGUUGAAGAUUGUCCCAACUCCACAAAGAUCAAAACGAAUUUUGUGGGACCAGUUUCAUAGUAUCAAAUACCCUCCAGGUUAUAUCCCUAGAGACUCUCUGGAUGUUCGUAAUGACAUUCUUGACUGGCAUGGAGAUCACCUGCAUACAAAUUUUCACAUUAUGUUCAACAUGUUACGAGAUGCUGGGUAUUAUGUAGAAACACUUGGUUCCCCUCUUACUUGCUUUGAUGCUCUUCGAUAUGGGACCCUUCUUCUGGUAGAUCUUGAAGAAGAGUACUUUCAGGAGGAGAUUGAGAAGCUGCGAGAUGAUGUUCUUAAUUCUGGACUGGGAUUGGUUGUGUUUUCUGAGUGGUACAAUGUGGACACGAUGGUGAAGAUGAGAUUCUUUGAUGAUAACACACGGAGCUGGUGGACUCCAGUCACUGGAGGUGCAAAUGUUCCAGCGUUAAAUGACUUGCUGGCUCCAUUUGGGAUUGCAUUUGGAGAUAAGAUUCUGAAUGGUGAUUUUUCUAUCAAUGGAGAGCAAAGUCGGUAUGCAUCUGGAACAGAUAUUGUGAGGUUUCCAAAAGGAGGUUAUGUACACAAGUUCCCUUUCCUAGAUAGCUCUGAAAGUGGGGCCACUCAGAAUGUACUUCGGGAUCCUGAGAUGACAAUGGCAGAUUCUCCCAUUCUUGGUCUUGUUCAGCUUGGUGAAGGUCGUGUUGUAGUCUAUGGAGAUUCUAACUGUUUGGACAGCAGUCAUAUGGUAACUAAUUGUUAUUGGCUCUUGAAGAAAAUGUUAGAUUUCACUGGCGGAAACAUCAGAGAUCCUGUGCUUUUUUCAAGCUCGGUGCAACAAAAUUCACCUUUAUAUAUGGAAGACAAUCAAUUACCAUCCCGUAGAACAGACGUGAAUUUUUCUACAUAUUCUGCUGUAAUGGGGAAGGAGUUGAUAUGUGGGAGUGACUCUGCAUUUGAGAUAUGGGGAACGAAAGGUUACAGGUUACAGGUGAGAGGAACAAACAGAAGAUUGCCAGGCUCUUCUCAGACUAAUCCAGGUGAAGUGUUAAAUUCGACUGUCGAGGAUUCCCGUCUGAAGCGUAGUGAGUUGACACUGGAGAAUAGAACUGAUUCUGUGGGAAAUGGAUACUUGGGCCUGUUCUAUGGAAAUGAGCUUGAUAUGCCUGUGUUAGUUGCAAGUCAUUGGCUUGUUCCUGCUGUACUUGCUUUUACUGGUAUAGUAGUAUUUUUGAGCUUCUGGAGAAUUAGACUGAGGCGUCGGCGACGAAGAAAAGGAUCUAGUGCUGGUAGAUAUUCUAAUAUAUAGUCUUGGAAGCCUCAUAUUUUGUAAUAGCAUUGCUCCUCAUACUGUUACACUACCACAAUUUUUCUUGUAACAUCAAUUUACUGAUUCAGUGUUAAUGUCA